UCACUCGCUCUUUUUUCAAACUAAAAAAAUAGUCUCGGUGUCUCUCUCUCUCUCUCUCUCUCUCUCUCUCUGCCUCUCGCUUCAGUUCUGUUCAGGUUUAUAUUCUGCACCAAAUGCCUUUAGUUUAUCUCAAGAACAAGCAUGCAUCAAUCAUUUGGUGCAAUUUUAACUUCGUGAACCGGGGGAGGCUCUGGUGUUCUUGGAAGAUAUUGUUUCGGCAUUGGACUUGACUGAUUUCUUUUGUUACUGUGUCAAUUUUAGCUUCAUUCUCAUUGCAUUGUUGGGCAAAGGGAUUGGCUAUUUGUUGAUUAAGGUACAGCAGAUUACGAAUUAUUAUUUUUCACUCCUCGUGAGGAAAUUGGAUACUGGGAAUCAAAGUUAUGGAAUCAAGUAACUCCGGUUUGGAUUUUGAAUUCCCUGUCGAGGAAUCUACCAUUUACUCAGACUUGGGAGAUUUGGGCUACACAGCUGGACCAAGUGAAGAUGGAUAUGAUUUGUCCACUGGUUCUCCAGACAAUUGUCUUUACAUGAGUGAUCUCGAGAAGCCUCUGAAUUUUGCUCCUGAAGCUGGUGAAUCUCAUCACAUUCCAAGUAAUGGCCUCUAUGCUGGAUACAAUGUUUAUACUGAUGCAGAGCUGUUUCCUAGCAAUCCUUGUGGCGCUGCUCAGCUCAUAUCUUUGUCAGAUCUGUCUGAUCCAUUGCCACAGAGACCAUGUGGGUUUAUGAAUGUCAGUCAUAACGGAGCUAUUGAAGCAGCAUUUCCUUUUGAUGUAUCUGAAAUUAUUGAAGAGUUGGGAGAUUUGGGCAAUACAUCUGGACUUAGUCAUAAAGAAACUGCUGAAGCAGCUUUUCUUUUUGAUGUAUCUGAAAUUAUUGAAGAGUUGGGAGAUCUGGGAAAUAUAUCUGGGCUUAGUCAUAACGAAACUUCUGACGCAGCAUUUCCUUUUGAUGUUUCUGAAAUUAUUGAAGAGUUGGGAGAUCUAGGCUAUAAAUCUGGACUUAAUCAUAAUGGAACUGCUGACACUGCAUUUCCUUUUGAUGUAUCUGCAAUUAUUGAUGAGUUGGGAGACCUGGGAAAUACAUCUGGACUUGUUCAUAAUGGAACUAUUGGAGCAGCAUCACCAUUUGAUGUAUCUGAAAUCUUAGAAGAGUGGGGAGAUCUUUGCAAUACAUCUGGACUAGGACAUAAUUUCUCCACUUGUUCUCUGGAUGAUUGUAUUAACAUAGAGGAUCUCGAGAAGCUACUGAAUUGCCUUGCUGAAACUGAUGAAUCUCAACAAACGGUCUGUUCAAACAAAAAAGAUAGAAAAAGGAAAAGGAAAGAAAGAAAUUGAAAGAGGGUGAACAAGGUCGUGCGUUGUAGUGAUGAGUGAAAAGAAUGUGACUUGAUAUUUACAAUGAGGUUGGAGGCUUCGAGGCCUGUGAUAAGAGGUGGACAAGGUUCAGCAUUUGAAAGGUGGCCUGCUGUUCCUUUUUGGUCUCCACUGUUUGCUAGUAUCUGUAUUCCUGGAGAUAUUAUUCUUCUAUCCCUCCAUCAUAAAGUUGCCAGAAAAGUUCUUAUGUGACUGUCUAAUGAUUGAAUCAUUUAUUAUUUUUC
Molecule: messenger RNA, 1597 nt
Organism: Quercus lobata
Lineage: Eukaryota; Viridiplantae; Streptophyta; Magnoliopsida; Fagales; Fagaceae
Exons: 3
Coding region: 381-1334 (317 amino acids)
Source: RefSeq, a predicted model, not a curated record